AUGAGCAUCACGCAAGAGAUCAAGGCCGAAUGCCUCUGCGGCAGCUAUCAACUCUCUAUUACUGUGCCUAACCAGCAACGUCCCCUCAAAGCUUCGAUAUGCCAUUGCGAUAGUUGUCGUCACGGCUCAGGCUCACUAUACCUAGGUGGAGUCUUCGUGCCGGACGAUUGCGUCGAGUCUGUAGAAGAGUCACUUUCCAAACUAAAGGCUAGUCAAUGGUCAAGCCGCAGAACAGCGUACAUGUGCUCUACCUGCGGCAGUACUAUCGUGGAAAAACUUGAUGGCCAACUUUGCAUCCACACAGGAGCUCUCGACCAGUUGGACGACACAGUGCAGUUCAAGCGCCAGAUAUUCGUCAAGGAUACCAAAGAUGGUGGCUUCAGCCACUGGCUGAAAGACUUGUCACUCGAGACACAUGCCACCCUGAAUGACAGUCUGCCUGCAAACUGGCCUCAGUCAAGUAAGCGACCAGCAGACAAAACAUCAGAUCGACUGCACGCCCACUGCUUGUGUAAGGGUGUUAACUUUUGGAUCUCUCGUCCACUGACAUCCUCCGCCAACCCCGCCAACCCAAAGUCUGACACCCACCAGCACAACCCUGACCGUGGAGACUACGAAGUCGAGAACCCAUGGUGGCUUUGCGAAGACCGCACCAAAUUCUUCGCCGAAGUAUGCCCAUGCAACUCCUGCCGUCUAUCAAGCGGCUGCGACUUUAUUCCAUGGACCUACGUCCCAGCUACAGACAUCUCAUUGACCGCUGAUGGAAGUGUGCCUUUCUCCCAUGACUUUGGUACGCUCAAGGGAUAUCGCUCAUCCGAUCAGGCAACUAGAUAUUUCUGUGGUGACUGUGGUGCGACCGUCUUCUAUAUCAGAGAUGAAAGACAUGGUAUCGCAAACGUGGCUGUGGGAUUGCUCGAUGCAGAUGAAGGCUCACUGGCACAAAACUGGCUUUGGUGGAGGACUGACGCUCUUGACUUCAAAGAGGAUAGUAUUGGUCGUGCUGCCACUUUUGUAAAUUCUGUUGAGAGGGCAUUGCAGAGGUGGGGUCAGGAGGCCUCGGUCUCAAAGUCAUGA
Molecule: messenger RNA, 1074 nt
Organism: Aureobasidium uvarum
Lineage: Eukaryota; Fungi; Ascomycota; Dothideomycetes; Dothideales; Saccotheciaceae
Source: the annotation of a GenBank genome assembly